CGGGGUUUGUCGAGGGGGCGGGGCCGGGAGCGGGGCCAAACGGCGGGCAGCGGCCCCGGGCAGCUCAGAGCUGCCGGCAGCGCUAUGGGGCCGUACGCGGUGCUCGCCUUCCUCCUCCUCCUCCUCCCCGUCGUUCUCGCCUUGUAUCGCUGGAUCGGGUCCCGCGGCCCCAACCCCUUCGCCGUCGAUACCCGGCGCCCGCCGGCUCCGCUUAUCACCGAUAAGGCGGUUCGUCGGACAGUGCUGAAAGCAGUUUUCUCUCCAGAAAAAGUCCCGGAGAAGCUCGAUGCCAUCGUCAUCGGCAGCGGCAUCGGAGGGCUGGCGGCGGCUGUGCUGCUGGCCAAGGUGGGCCGGCGGGUGCUGGUGCUGGAGCAGCACGGCAGGCUGGGGGGCUGCUGCCAUGCGUUCAGCGAGAAGGGCUUCGAGUUCGACACCGGGAUCCACUACGUGGGGCAGCUGCACGACGGCUCGCUGUGGCGCUUCCUGGUGGACCAGCUGACGGACGGGCAGCUGGAAUGGGCCCCCAUGCCUCCCACCUUUGACGCUGUGGUGCUGGGAGAGCCUGGCCGUGACAAAGCCAUCCAGCUCUGCACCGGGACCAGGACUUACUUCAACAGGCUGAAGGAGCAGUUCCCCGGUGAGGAAGCUGCCAUCGAUGAGUUCAAGCGGCUCGUGAAGAGUGUCACCACAGGGUUCUGGGUUCUGGGUGUGCUGAAAUUGCUGCCGCUGCCACUGGUACGGCUGCUGAGCCGCUCGGGGCUGCUGUCCCUGCUCAGCCCCUCCUGCCGGAUGACCUCACGCAGCGUUAAGGACGUGGUCGAUGGCCUCACCACCAACGCCAAGCUCAGGGCCGUGUUCAGCUACAUCUUCCCCACCUACGGUGUGCUGCCCUCCAAGGCCAGCUUCUCCCUGCACAGCAUCCUGGUGCAGCACUACCUACGGGGCGCAUGGUACCCCAAGGGCGGUUCGGGGGAGAUUGUCUUCCACACCAUCCCCAUCAUCCAGAAGGCUGGUGGCAACGUGCUGGGCCGGGCGCCGGUGCAGAGCAUCCUGCUGGACUCCCAGGGCAAAGCCUGCGGUGUGAGCGUCAAGAAGGGCCAGGAUGUGGUGAACAUCUUCGCCCCCAUCAUCAUCUCGGAUGCAGGGAUAUUCAACACCUAUGAGCGGCUGCUGCCGCCCGAGGCGCGCGCUUUGCCUGAGAUUCAGUCCCGGCUGCGCAUGGCGACUCACGGCGAAGGCGGCUUCUCCGUAUUCGUGGGGCUCAGAGGCUCCAGCCAGGAGCUGGGGCUCGAAGCCACCAACUACUACAUCUACUCAGAUAACAAUCUGGACCAAAUAAUGUGGCGCUACUACAACAGCUCCCGUGAUGAGGCGGCUGCCAACAUCCCCCUGCUGUUUGUCACCAGCCCGUCUGCCAAAGACCCCACGUGGGAGAUGCGGUACCCAGGUAAAAGCACAUUGUCCAUCAUCACCAUGGCCAAGUAUGAGUGGUUUGAGGAGUGGAAGGACAAGCCGGUCCAUAAGCGGGGAGAUGCUUAUGAGGACGUGAAGAAGACCUUUGUGGACGCCAUCAUGCAGACCGUCUUCAAACUGUACCCCCACAUCGAGGACAAGGUUGAGUACGUCUCGGGGGGGACACCGCUGACCAACCAGCACUACAUCGCCAGCCCCCGCGGGGAGUUCUACGGCAUGGACCACGACAUGGCGCGCACGCAGAUCGAAGCCGUCGCCACUGCGCGGCCGCAGACCGCUGUCCCCAACCUCUACCUGACAGGGCAGGACGUGGCUGUGUGUGGCUUCGCUGGAGCACUGCAGGGAGCUUUCCUCUGCACCAGUGCCAUCCUCAAGCGCAACAUCUACCUGGACGCCAUGCAGCUGCAGAAGCGCGUGCAGGGCUCCAAUGGCAAGAAGAAGAUCUGAGGCCGGGUCCCACCGCCAGGACCCCCUCCCCUCCCUGGUGGCUUGCUUGCAUAGCUUGCUCUGCUCUUCCCUAAUGGCUCUGCGGGAUCAAUGCCAGUCCCGCUCCCAGCUUGGUCCCAUCCCACUGCAGCUCAUCUCACCGCGCCACCACCCACACUGCUGCCUCCUCCCCACUGCCCGUUUGAAGGGAAAAGCCCUUUUCCCAGCACAAGGAAGAGAAGAUCCUGAUCCUGUACAAUCACAGCACCACCCAGCACUGCUGGAUGCCCUCCACUGUCAGAGCCACUUGGGCCCUGGAGGAGCAUCCAACACUUGCCUGGCUGAGGGCAGCGAGUCCCACACCGCUGCUUUUCCCCUUGCAGACACCAGCUUUGGACUGAAUGAAGCUGGGAAAGCUUUUCAUGGUGCCUGCAUCCCCAGGGCAGUAUAGGUUGAGGAAUGAACCCCUCCCUCUGCACACAGAGCCGCCCAGGCGGCAUGGGACCGGUUUUCCAUCAGACCCAUUUACCGUCAGCCCUGCACUAUGCUGGAUGCACAUCUGCUCCCACGCUCUGCACCCAGUGCUGUGUGAGGAAGGAGAGGCUCCAGCCUGCAUGUCCGUGCCAAGGAGCCCUGCUCCAGGCUGAGCUCAGUGGGGCAGUAGAGGAAGCGCUGUUGUGUGCCAGCAUGGAUUGCACUCAGGGUGGAUUGACUUAAGGCGAUGUAAAGCUGUUCAGGAGCAACAGCAGCGCUUCCAGAUGGGAUCUCGCUGUGAAUGUGGCCCUACCAUGCUGUGGAACUGUCGGUUCUGCCCUCAGCUGAUGUCAUGUCUGUCUGUCUGCUGGGAAACAUUUGGGAGUACAACCAAAGCCUUCACCACUGCCCUGGUGCUGGGAAGGGUGAGAAGGCGAGAAAUAAAACAGCCUUGUGAUGGGAA
This is a messenger RNA of Phasianus colchicus (ring-necked pheasant), 2836 nucleotides long. RefSeq names its product retinol saturase (gene RETSAT). Gene Ontology annotation, cellular component: endoplasmic reticulum membrane. The record is from RefSeq and is a predicted model, not a curated record. Gene Ontology annotation, molecular function: all-trans-retinol 13,14-reductase activity. Lineage: Eukaryota; Metazoa; Chordata; Aves; Galliformes; Phasianidae. Gene Ontology annotation, biological process: retinol metabolic process.